This is a messenger RNA of Nilaparvata lugens (brown planthopper), 1066 nucleotides long. RefSeq lists its product as uncharacterized. Gene Ontology annotation, molecular function: protein dimerization activity. Lineage: Eukaryota; Metazoa; Arthropoda; Insecta; Hemiptera; Delphacidae. The record is from RefSeq and is a predicted model, not a curated record.
CUUCAGAGUUGGCACGCCUGCACGACCGCAUAGACACACUGCGGGGACGUUGCCAACAGUUGGCACAACUGCUGCAAAUGGCCGACAUUCCUGUGCCGGCGCCAAGCAACGACAAACUGGCAACACUCCCAACCGGUGGCAAACUGGCAACGUCGCAGCCGCACAUCAAGUGGAACGGCAACAUUGCACACAAAACCGUUCAGCAGCGAAUCAUCAAUAGUCGCAAAGACAAAGCCGAGAAGAAAGAGAACAAUCAACUGCUAGAGGUUGGCAGCACUGUAGCUAACAAAAACCCCCCAAAUACGAAAACAUCAAGCAUAACUGAAGUGUCAGAAGAUGUGGAACAACCUUCAACCCCGUCCAAUAGCCCUGAAUUGUCCCCUAUAAAAAAAGUGGUCGACCUCUGCAAUACACCUCUAAGGGAACUCACCGGGUUCACCCUGAACAGUGCCUGUGUUUUGGCUUCCUCCUCUACCUCUCCUCCACCUCCUCCUUCUCAUCAUCUCCCCUCUUCUUCUCCCUCCUCCUCUAUCUCAUCACCAUCUUCCAGCCUUUCAUCCAAUUCUCCUCUAUGCCCUGGAGAAAUUCUGGAAACUCCAGUUGCCAAAAAUGGUGGUCGGUGUUUGUUAGGAGAGGCAGAAAGUGGGGAACCAGGAGUGAUGACGUCAUCUGUUGCUAAGGAAACCAGUGAUAUGACGUCAUCAAGGAAUGCUGUUGCCAUGGAAACUAAUGAUAUGUCGUCAUCAAGGGAUGUUGUUACUAUGGAAACUAAUGAUAUGACGUCAUCCAGGAAUGUGGUGGCUAUGGAAAUGAAAGAAAUGACGUCAUCAAGGGAUGUGGUUGCUAUGGAAACUAAUGAUAUGACGUCAUCAAGGAAUGUUUGUUGCUAUGGAAACCAAGGAUAUGAUGUCAUCGAGUACUGAGAAUGGUCAAGAUCCUAGCAAAUACCCAAUUGGUUUGGAUUCAGGUGGAGGUGGAAAAGUUUGUGACCGAUUAGCAACAACUUCCCAAUCAGUAGCUGGAGAUGAAGAUUCAUCAGAAGUAACAGAUAAUCCUAAAUCAUUAG